This is a messenger RNA of Drosophila busckii, 6267 nucleotides long. RefSeq names its product Golgi-specific brefeldin A-resistance guanine nucleotide exchange factor 1 (gene garz). NCBI's taxonomy places the organism in Eukaryota, Metazoa, Arthropoda, Insecta, Diptera, Drosophilidae. Gene Ontology annotation, molecular function: guanyl-nucleotide exchange factor activity. The transcript has 10 exons. The record is from RefSeq and is a predicted model, not a curated record. Gene Ontology annotation, biological process: regulation of ARF protein signal transduction. Bases 248 to 6127 code for a protein of 1959 amino acids.
GUUGAAAACAAAUUAUUGACUAGUUUCUAUUUGAUAAAAUGUCUAAUUAAACUCACUUAUCGUACUUAGUCAGUGCGCAUAUGUGUGUGUGUGUUGUGUGCUGUGCGCGAACGUCUGUUGUGUCGCUGGCAAAAGCAGUAAACAUAUGCAAGUAGGAUACUUGCCAAAUUGUGGGGUGUUGCGUGCCAAAUUCAGUUAAGGUAGAAGCCAAUUAGCGCUGCAAAGUAUAACAAAAGUCUGGAGAACUAUGUCACUGCCAGGCAACGGUAUUUAUGUGGUGCGCGGCGAAAUGGCCACAAUAAUGACGGCCAUGCGUCGCGGCACUCGCUGGAAUGCAACAGCCUACGUGGAUGAAGAGAAAGAUGCGUUGUUGAAGCUGUUUAUAGAUUUAAAGCAAGUUUUGAAUCGCGUAGAGGAGCUGGACCUGCGUUUGAUAGAGCCAAAUGUGUUUCUUGCUCCCUUUCUGGAGGUAAUACGUACAGCGGAUACUACGGGUCCGCUAACUAGCCUGGCGCUGGCCUCGGUACACAAAUUUCUUUCGUACGGGCUGAUAGAUCCCACCACACCAAAUCUGGCUGUUAUAGUGGAACUCAUUGCAAAUGCUGUGACGCAUGCACGUUUUAUGGGCACCGAUCAGUCCUCAGACAGUGUGACCUUUAUGCGUGUCAUCGAAGUGCUACACACGCUUAUACGCAGUCCCGAAGGCGUAGCCGUCAGCAAUGAAUCCAUGUGCGAAGUCAUGCUUAGUUGCUUUAAAAUCUGCUUCGAGUCACGCCUGAGCGAGCUACUGCGUCGCUCCUCCGAACAGUCACUCAAGGAUAUGGUGCUAUUGUUCUUUAUGCGUCUGCCGCAAUUCACAGAGGAGCGCAGCGAUACUGUGUUGCAAAAACGUUUUACCUUUGAUGCUGCCAGUGCGACGGCAGACAAGCAAAAGCUUAAAACACGUAAGGCGUCGAAUGUGGAUGAACAGCAGGCAGUAGCAGCAGCAACAGCAGCAGCAGCAGUACCACCACCACAGACGCCGCAUAGCACGCUGUCAGUGCCGGCUCAUGCCAAGGCGUCUAUAUUAGCUACAACACCAGCAUCUCCAGCUGCAGGAAAUGUAUUGGAUAUGCAGGGAAAGAUAACACAGACCCCAACUACCAUAGCCAACAGCACAACAAACGAAGUGUUGGAGUCGUCAGCCGAAGUGCCAGCCAUACAAGUGGAUAACAGCGCUGCAGAGUCGAAUGCUGAGGGUGAAGUCGAGGGAAAUGUCACUACGCUGGCCGAAUCCCACAGCAGCGAAUAUAUUAACUCUGUGGGCGUGCGCUUCACACAACAAACCUCUACAACCGAUGAAGCCACCACACUGACACCAUAUGGCUUGCCAUUUAUACAGGAGCUGUUUCGCUUUCUUAUCAUACUCUGUAAUCCGCUGGAUAAACAGAACACAGAUAACAUGAUACACACGGGCUUGAGUCUGCUUACUGUGGCCUUCGAGGUGGGCGCAGAUAACAUAGGCAAAUAUGAAACGCUGCUGGAGCUGGUCAAGGAUGAUCUUUGCAGAAAUCUUAUUGCGCUGCUAAGCUCGGAGCGCUUGAGCAUCUUUGCGGCCGACUUACAAUUGUGCUUUUUGCUCUUUGAAUCGCUGCGUGGCCAUCUGAAGUUCCAGCUGGAGGCCUACCUUAGAAAGCUAACCGAAAUCAUAGCCAGCGAUAAUCCCAAGACGCCCUAUGAAAUGCGUGAACUUGCGCUGGACAAUCUGCUGCAGUUGUGGCGCAUACCUGGCUUUGUCACCGAGUUGUAUCUCAAUUAUGACUGCGACUUGUAUUGCACAGAUAUGUUUGAGAGUCUUACCAAUUUGCUGAGCAAGUAUACGCUCUCGGCCACCAAUGCUGUCUACAGCACGCAUAUACUAUCCAUGGAGACGCUAAUAAGCGUCAUUGACAACAUCGAGCGUAAUUGUGCCGCCAGCAAAAGCAAUAGCGCUCACGGCAAUGCUAUAAUGGAUGCACACACGCCCGCUGCAGUGGGUGGCAGUCGUCAUUCGCGUCAUAAUAGCGGACUCGAGGGCAUUGUCAUCGACAAUGGCGAGGAACGCGUUGAGAACAUUGCUAGCUUUAUUAACCAAAGCACACAGCGUUUGCGGCUGCAAUCCACCUGCAUGAGCAGCGAGCAGCUGGCUAGCGUCAAAGAGAAGAAGCGUCUGCUGUCCAAGGGCACCGAAUGGUUCAAUCAGCGACCCGACAAAGGCAUUUUAUAUCUGCAGGAGCAUGGCAUACUUAAUGCUCAGCUAGAUCCCAUGCAGGUGGCGUUAUUCCUACGCGAGAAUCCUGGACUGGAUAAGAAAAUGAUUGGCGAAUAUAUAUCCAAGAAGAAGAAUGUCGACUCCAAGAUAUUGAUCAACUUUGUGGACUCUUUUGACUUCACAGGCUUGCGUGUGGAUCAAGCGCUGCGCUUGUAUCUGGAGACAUUCCGCCUGCCUGGCGAGGCGCCGCUAAUCUUUCUGGUGCUCGAACACUUCUCUGAGCAUUGGCAUACCCAAAAUGCACAGCCCUUUGUCAAUACCGAUGCCGCUUUUCGCUUGGCUUAUGCUAUAAUAAUGCUUAACAUGGAUCAGCAUAACUCCAAUGCAAAGCGUCUCAAUGUGCCCAUGACGCUAGAGGAUUUCACCAAGAAUUUGCGCGGUCUUAAUGGCGGCAAUGAUUUUGAUCAGGAAAUGUUGGCGCAGGUCUUCAAUGCCAUCAAAAACGAAGAGAUUGUUAUGCCCGCUGAACAAACGGGCUUGGUGCGCGAAAACUAUUUGUGGAAAAUGCUGCUGCGACGUGGCGCUACGCAUGAUGGACACUUUCACUAUGUGCAUGAUGCUGCCUACGAUGUGCAGAUCUUUAAUAUUGUUUGGGGCGCCUCGCUUAGUGCGCUUAGCUUUAUGUUUGACAAAAGCACCGAGACGGGCUAUCAACGCACGCUAUCCGGCUUUAUUAGAUCGGCGGCAAUUUCGGCGCAUUAUAAUCUGCAUGCGGACUUUGAUGCACUCGUAUUGACGCUCUGCAAGUUCAGCACCUUGCUGAGCAGCGUGGAGCAACAUGAGCCAGCGCCGCCCAACAAUGAAAUCCAACUGGCUGUUAACUUUGGCUUGAACUCCAAGGCGCAGGCAGCUAUGCGAACUGUUUUCUUGCUUGUGCAUGACUAUGGCGAUUGUCUGCGCGAUAGCUGGAAGCAUAUAUUGGAUUUAUUCUUACAACUAUUCCGGCUCAAGCUGCUGCCCAAGAACCUCAUGGAGGUGGAGGAUUUCUGCGAACCCAAUGGCAAGGUGCUGCUUAUAAUGGAAAAGCCACGCGAGCAGCGUGAGUCCGGCUUGUUCUCCAGUUUGUAUUCGUUCAUAAGCUCGGAGGCUCAGCGUGAGCCCAACUAUGAGGAGCAGGACUUUAUCAAACAGGGCCGUAAGUGCAUCAAGGAGUGCCAGCUGGAUCAAAUGCUGCAAGAGUCUAAGUUUGUGCAGCUGGAGUCGCUGCAGGAGUUGCUCAAGUGCGUGCUAUCAUUGCUCAAGGCGCCGCAGUCGCCCAAAAGUAGCGGUCAGCCCUAUGCGGAGGAUAUCACUGUCUUCUGGAUGGAGUUUCUGGUCAAGAUCGUCGUGCACAAUCGUGAUCGCAUGUUGCCCUAUUGGGCAGCGGUGCGUGAGCAAAUGUUCCAGCUGCUCCAUGCAAGCGCACAGCAGGGCUAUGACUAUCUGUUGCAUCGCUGCAUUGUCGCCGUGCUCAAGUUGGCGAUAUAUUUGAUGCGCAACGAGGAGCUGUGCCCCAUAGUGCUGCAGUCGCUCAAACUGCUGCUGCAGCUGCAGCCAUCACUGCUGCUGCGCAUCUCCAAGCAGAUUUCCAUUGGCAUGUAUGAGCUGCUAAAGACGUCGGCACAGAACAUACAUUCUGAACAGGAUUGGCAGAUUAUCUUUAAUUUGCUGGAAUGCGUGGGCGCAGGCGCAGUGCCGCCUACUCUGGAGGAUGCUGUAGUGCAGCAACAACAGCAAUCGAAUGGUGUUGUGGCGCCAGAGGAACAAAACAGCUUGGAGCGUGGCUACACUUCCGACUCGGAGCUAAACAAGCCGGCCACUGCGAGUCCCACCACAGAGAAUUGGAUUAUGGUUAAUAAGGACAGCGAGCUGAGCACCAAUUCCAGACCACAAUCACCACCUAGUGCUGCCAGUACGCCGCCUAUAAGCUCCUCCUUGGUGUACAAUUGUCAGCUACUGGAUCAUGCACCAUUUGCGCUCUUCAAGUGCUGGGAUUCAUUGGCUUUCAUAGUGCGCAGCGUGGCGCACAUAACGCCCUACAAUUUCGAGGCCUGCGUGCGUUGCAUUCGCAUCUUUGUGGAAGCCUGCCGGGAUGGCGGCAUACGUCAGCGCCGCAAGCACGAGCAGCAGUCCAAGCAGCAGUCGUCUAAGCAGCGUCAGCAAAACGCACGCAAACUGGGCGUCAUAGCCUCCACUUCGAGUGGCAAUCUUAGCACAUUGGCUUCCUCGGAUUUGGGCGAUGCGAGCACGCCCAAUGCUGCAGAACAGGAGGAGCUGGCGCAGCGCUAUGAGCAGCUAUCCAUACAGCUUCUGGACUUGAUGUAUACGCUUUAUACGCGCACAGCGCAAAUCUUUCGCUGGUGGGCAGAGGAAGGCUGCACAGUGCCGCAGUCGGCAGCGCUUUGGACGCCCGGUUGGUGUCCAUUGCUGCAGGGCAUUGCUCGCCUGGCCAUGGAUAGACGGCGCGAGGUGCGCACGCAUGCCAUCUCCUGUCUGCAGCAGCGUGCGCUAUUAGUGCACGAUCUGCAGACGUUGACGGGCAACGAGUGGUGCUCCUGCUUUCAACAGGUGCUGUUUCCGCUGCUGAACGAACUGCUGCCGGAACAGGCGGCGGCGGCGCAGCUGGAUGCCUCAUUGCUGGAGGAAUCGCGCAUACGCACGGCUACCAUAAUGUCCAAGGUGUUUCUGCAGCAUCUGACUACGCUCAUAGAGCUGGGCGCUGCCUUUAAUGAGCUCUGGCUGGAGAUUCUGGAUUACAUAGAGCGUUUCAUGAAGGUCGGCUCGGAUACGCUGUCGGAGCAAAUGCAGGAGAUACUGAAGAACAUGCUGCUGGUCAUGCAUUCGGUGCGCGUGUUCCAUAAUCAGGAUGGCACGCUUCAGCAGGCCUUGUGGGAGUUAACCUGGCGACGCAUUAGCGAAUUUCUGCCCAAUCUGAAGCAGGAGCUGUUCCAUGAUGAAGGCAAACGAGCUCAAACGCUGACCAACAAUGCCGCAGCCAUUGCAGCUGCCACUGCCGCACAGCAGCUGCCACAGGUGGCCGUCUUGCCACAAGCUGCAGCGCAGCCAGCAGCAACUCCAGCUGAACUUGUUAUCAGCGCUGUGUCCGCUGAUUCGUUGGUCUCGCCUGUGGAAUCGCCACGACACAGCAUCAUAUUGCAGCCGCCCAUGGCUGAGGCGUUACAGCAAGCACCCAGCUUUAUGUUUGCUCAGCCUAUGUUGGUAGCACCACAGCAGUCAGCUGAGACGCAAACGCAAAAUCACAACAAUACCUUGCUACCGGAUUUGGUAAAUGAAGCAGCUGCUGCCAAUAGUUACGUCACGCCUAUUAGCAGUCCGCGUCAAGCAGCAUCGCCCACGCUCACGCCUACGCCCACUCUGGUGAACAGCAAUAGUUAUGCAAUUGAAUUGCCCCCCACGCCACCAAGCAUUGAGCAACAGCAGCAGCAACAGUUGCUCUAUCAGCAAUACCAGUAUCAGCAAUAUCAGGCACAGCUACAGCAACAACAACAGCAGCAGCAGCAACAGCAACCAGCAUAUCCAUCGCUGCCCAAAAUGCCACAUGCCAACAUUGUGCAAAGUUUUGUGCCUGUCUAUGAGCCACCAGCAGCAGCUGCUACAGCCGGCAGUGCUGCUGAAAUCUAUCAGGAAUAUGUGCAAAAUCCCUACAAUUUAACGCUGCAGCAACAGCUGCCACCGCAGCAGCAGCAGCAGCACCAGCAGAUGCAGCCACCACCACCACCACAACAACAGCAACAGCCAGCUGAGUUAGCUUUAGCAUCGCCAGCGAGUUACUUCAAUGCCAACAUUGAUCCCAGCACUAUACCGCCUGGAUCGGAGCUGCUCUAUGGCCAGCAGUAGUCAGCUUUAAGCUUUGAAUAGCAAGACGGUUCCCUAACCGUAUACGUUUUCUAUUUUUAUUAGUCAAUUUACGGGGCGUUUUAUUAUGUUAUGUGUGUCUCUAGUGUUUGUAGUAUAUAAAAUUUUGUGUACAUUUUCAA